UCAAAGCUUCUGCAAGUGUCCGGAGCUCCGGCUGGAGCAGAGCCUGCAGCUGCUCUUGGGCUCUCCUGCUGCCGCGCUCCCUUGAUGGGCCGGAGCUUUGCUCUGGGUAGCGAUUUGGAGAAGGAUUCUUUGGGCUAGUCUUCUGGAUCCGUCCUCUCCCUGCCUGCUCAGCACUUCGCUGCCUUCAGAACCACCCGGCUCGCCGGAGAGGUGGGGUUGGCCUUGUCUUGAGGCUCUGAAGUGACCUGCCCUGCUAGGAGGAGACUCCUUUGGCACGUUGGGGAGUGUUUGAUACUGACACUAUCCCCUCCCUCCCCGUACUUUCCAUCCUUGCUUCAGACGGAAAAUGAAUGAUCUCAGCCUGUCUGUGGAAUGGAGUCAGCUGGCACCCAGCAGAGCCUGAAGGAGCCUCAGAAGCUGAAGUGUGAACUUUCUUCUCCUCUGCAAUGUUAUAAGCUGCCCAGCGGUUCUCUUUGUGGUGCCAGCCUCUCUGGUCCACUAACUGCAGCAGGGAUCUAGUUUCAUCUUCACCUUUCUGUGCCUCUAAGGGGCUGGAUCACAAGUCUUUCCUAUGGCUGGGAUAUACAGCUCUACUCUGAAGACCCUGGAGGAUUUAACCUUAGACUCUGGUUAUGGGGCAGGGGAUUCCUGCAGAUCCCUUAGUCUCUCUUCUUCUAAGUCCAACUCCCAAGCCUUCACAUCAUCUCAGCACAGGGGCAACUGGUGGUACUAUUCAGGCUCCAUGAAUAGUAGGAAUAACAGCUGGGAUACAGUGAACACUGUUCUGCCAGAAGACCCCGAAGUUGCAGAUAUCUUUUCCAAGUGUCCUAAACUGCCAGAUCUAGAGGAAUUCCCUUGGACCGAUGAAGACAUUGGGAAAAUACUCAGAAAAGGAAAGGGGGAAGGAAAUACCAGAAACUUUUCUCAGGAAGCUGUCAGGAGACUCUCUCAGCUACUUAGGAGAGCCCUGAUCAGGAUCUCCAGGGAGGCCCAACGUCUGAGUGUGAUGCAUUCCAAAUGCACUAGAUUUGAGGUCCAAAGUGCCAUCAAGCUCAUCCAGAGCUGGUCAUUGUCAGAAAGCUGUGUCCUGGCUACUGUCAAGGCUCUUUCCCUGUACAGCAUGAGUGCAGGAGAUGGAUUGAGGAAAGGCAAGUCCUCCCGAUGUGGCCUCACCUUCUCAGUGGGGAGGUUUUUCAGGUGGAUGGUGGACACUAGGAUCUCGGUAAGGAUUCAUGAGUAUGCAGCUAUCUCUUUGACGUCUUGUUUGGAGAAUCUGGUGGAAGAAAUCAAAGGCAGGGUUCUAGCGAGUCAGAGCCCAGAUGGAGGAGGAGUGGGGGAGAUCUCCUCUGAAAUCCUUGAGAUGGUCAUCAACAAUGAUGCUGAACUUUGGGGAGUACUGCAGCCUUACGAGCAUCUCAUCUGUGGGAAAAAUGCUAAUGGUGUGCUGUCUCUGCCUGCCUACUUCAGCCCCUACAAUGAUGGCUCCAUAAGCAGUGAUGGACGGGCCGAUGCUUAUGCCCAGCUGGAGCUCCGAACCUUGGAACAGUCUCUCUUGGCAACUUGUGUUGGAAGCAUCUCAGAACUAAGUGACUUGGUAUCACGAGCAAUGCACCACAUGCAAUGUUUGACCACCCUCCGCCCCGGCAUGAGCCCUAUCCGGCAAACCAGGCAACAGCAGCCCAUUACCUGGUCCCCUGAUGCCCUCCAUACCCUUUACUACUUCCUACGCUGUCCUCAGAUGGAGUCCAUGGAGAACCCCAACCUGGAUCCGCCAAGGAUGACCCUGAACAAUGAACGGCCCUUCAUGCUUCUGCCCCCGCUGAUGGAGUGGAUGCGAGUGGCUAUCACCUACGCUGAGCAUCGGCGCAGUUUAACUGUGGACAGCGAUGAUAUCAGGCAGACGGCCAGGCUGCUCUUACCAGGACUGGACUGCGAACCACGGCAGCUGAAGCCUGAAUGCUGUUUUAGCUCCUUCCGAAGACUGGACGCUAAGGCUGCUACUGAAAAAUUCCAGCAGGACCUGGGUUUCCGAAUGUUAAAUUGUGGAAGGACUGAUCUGAUCAACCAAGCUAUAGAGGCGCUGGGACCUGAUGGGGUUAACACAAUGGAUGAUCAGGGUAUGACCCCACUAAUGUACGCCUGUGCUGCUGGAGACGAAGCCAUGGUCCAGAUGCUGAUUGAUGCUGGAGCAAAUUUGGAUAUACCAGUUCCUGGCAGCAAUCCCCGAUACCCCUCAGUCCAUCCCGACAGCCGGCACUGGACUGCGCUCACCUUUGCUGUUCUACAUGGACACAUCUCCGUAGUUCAGCUGCUCUUGGAUGCUGGUGCCCAUGUUGAGGGCUCCGCCGUUAACAGUGGUGAAGACAACUAUGCUGAGACCCCACUUCAACUGGCUUCAGCAGCAGGGAACUACGAGCUGGUCAGUUUGUUACUGAGCAGGGGCGCAGACCCCCUCCUGAGUAUGCUGGAAGUCAAUGGGAUGUCCUCAUCGCUUCACGAAGACAUGAACUGCUUUAGUCACUCAGCCGCACAUGGGCACAGAAACGUGCUACGCAAGCUCCUGACCCAGCCCCAGCAGUCGAAGGGAGAUGUUCUCUCGCUGGAGGAGAUUUUAGCUGAGGGAGUAGAGAGUGACACCUCCAGCCAGGACAGCUCCAACGAGGGGCAGGUCAGGCUGUGUAAAACCAGGAUGAAGGCCCUGCAGGAGGCUAUGUAUUACAGUGCUGAGCAUGGCUACGUGGACAUCACCAUGGAGCUCAGGGUACUCGGAAUCCCGUGGAAGCUUCAUGUGUGGAUUGAGUCAUUACGGACAACCUUCUACCAGUCUCGCUAUUCCGUCGUGCAGAACCUCUUAAGGGAGUUUGUGACUAUUAAGGAGGAGGACUAUAACGAAGAGCUGGUUAACGAAGGGCUGCAGCUAAUGUUUGAUAUCCUCAAGACCAGCAAAAAUGAUUCUAUCAACCAGCAGCUUGCAGCCAUCUUCACCCACUGCUACGGCAGCAGUCCUAUACCCAACAUUCCUGAAAUACAGAAGACGUUGCCGGCCCGGCUUGAUCCUCACUUUCUAAACAAUAAAGAAAUGUCUGAUGUAACUUUUCUAGUGGAAGGAAAGCUGUUUUAUGCACACAAAGUCCUGCUGGUUACUGCUUCCAACAGGUUUAAGACUCUGAUGACCAAUAAAACAGAACUAGACAGCCAAGGCAGUAAGACUGUUGAAAUUAGUGAUAUGAAAUACAAUAUUUUCAAGAUGCUGAUGCAGUAUUUAUAUUAUGGAGGAACAGAAUCUAUGGAAAUUCCCACAGCUGAUAUCCUAGAGCUGCUGUCUGCCGCCAGCCUGUUUCAACUGGAUGGCCUCCAAAGACACUGUGAAAUCUUAUGUGCCCAGACCAUCAGCAUGGAGAGCUCUGUUAACAUCUAUAAAUAUGCAAAGAUUCACAGUGCACCUGAACUGGCCUCGUUCUGCGAGGGCUUCUUCCUCAAACACAUGAACUCUCUGCUGGAACAGGACUCGUUCCGACAGCUCAUCUAUGGCAGGAACAGCAAGGUGCAGGGUCUGGACCCUCUGCGGGACCUGCAGACAACACUGGCCAGUCGACUGCAUUCUAUUUACAUCACUUCAAGAGUGUGAGGCGGGGGCAAAGCAGCAGCAGGAACACUAGGGCAUCCAGGUCUGUCUUAUGGAACCACCGGCUCAUGCUGAAAGUCCCCACAAGCUGACGCCCUUAGAGUAGUGAUUUCUCUGGGGAGCGUGUUAGGGUGCUGCAACAAAUCUAAUGACAAAGGCGAGGAGGUGGCUUUUUUCUUCUGUGCUGCACAGCAUCAGAGCGAUACCAGGACAGCACCAACAGGAAAAACUGAAGCAGCAACUGAAGAACCUGGCCCGAAAAGCGGAUCUACGCUGCCAUUUUCAUGAGCACAAGGUGAAAGCUGCUAGGGAAACAGAGUGCAGAUGCAGUGGAGUGAGGCCUAACAUUGGAGGUGUUUCUAACAUGCUAAUCUAAACCAUCUACCUACAAGCACCACUGGUGUAUAUACAAGGGUGUGUUGAUAGUCCUCUAAUCUCACGAACUUCUGAGCAUUCAGUCACCUGACUAAAGGCGUAUAGUAGUUAGCACACUCAGACUACCACUGUAGCUAUAAACACCAGUUUUACACAUGACAAAAAACUCUAGCAUUACUUCCCAUAAAUUCUUUGCACCUUAAGACGUACCUUCUCUCAGCCUUAUGGGUUACAAAGUGUGAGAGACUAAAAUAGGCCUCUACAAUUAUCUUUUUUCAGUAGCACCUACUUUGAAGAGUUUAGCCAAGUUUUGAUCUACUUGUCUGUGUUCAGUGGUGGCCAAUUGGAAAGAAAAUAGCCUAUCCUAUUUACACUGUAAAGGUUUGAUCAAAUGUCUUGUAGUGUCCAAGUCAUCCCCUCUUUAACCGUCUGGGAAUGGCACAUGGAGCACUCCUGCAUGAUUAAUGCAAUAAGAGGCGGUUUUCAAAAAUGCUGUGGCAGGAGGUACAGUAAAACCUAUUGCUGUGUUGAGGGGCCUACGUCCUAGUAUUGUGUGUACCACCUGGACUCCCGUAAAGCCAAGCAGAAAUGUACAGCUCAUUAUUCCUUGAUGCUGUACUCUCUCAUGCUGGAGGUGGCAUGGUGUAGAGAAACAUGGAUGAGAGGAAGGCCUGACGCCUAUGCUGGCUGACACAAACUUGUGGCCUUAGGCAAGUCAGUUCUCUCUACAGCUGUGGAGAUGGAAGUAAUGGGGAUACUGCCUCAUCUACACUACUUCCUGGGGCGGGGAGGGUAUACUGCAUAAUACUUGCACACCUUUGCUCUCUAUGUCUAGGAAACAUUGAGGUUGCAAUACUUAAAAACUAGAUACUUCAACCCUAGCACCUAAGAUUCACCAUGUUUUCUUAGACGUUUCUGCCCUUUGUAAGCUAUCAAACUUUAAAAAAAAAAAAAAAAA
Messenger RNA from Terrapene triunguis (Three-toed box turtle), 4958 nucleotides. RefSeq names its product ankyrin repeat and BTB domain containing 2 (gene ABTB2). Gene Ontology annotation, molecular function: protein heterodimerization activity. Bases 572 to 3628 code for a protein of 1018 amino acids. Lineage: Eukaryota; Metazoa; Chordata; Testudines; Emydidae. The record is from RefSeq and is a predicted model, not a curated record. The transcript is spliced from 17 exons.